GAAGACACCUAAGUGUCCGGAAGAGCAACUGGUGCGACAUUAAUGGACGAGGAACUGUUUAUAUUGGAUAACGUUUUCGACACACUUUUCUUUCCUUUAGUACUCUAGAUAACUUCAAAAACCGCAAGGAUGCCGUUAUUUGCCCCAAAUCCAUUUGAGCAAGAUGUUGAGAAAGCAACCAAUGAAAACAACACAUCAGAUGACUGGGGUCUCAUUAUGGAUAUCUGUGAUAGGAUUGGAACGAUGGCCAAUGGACCGAAGGACAGUCUGAGAGCCAUCAUGAAGCGAGUCAACCACAAGGUGCCUCAUGUUGCCUUGCAGGCCCUCAAUUUGCUUGGUGCCUGUGUGUCAAAUUGUGGGAAAAUAUUUCACCUGGAAAUCUGUUCCCGGGAGUUUGUCAGUGAACUGGUGAAUGUGUUGAAUAGGGCUCACCCAAAGGUGUGUGAAAAGCUGAAGGUUCUGAUGGUGGAGUGGGCAGAAGAUUUCCAGAAGGAUCCACAACUCAGCCUCAUUAGUGCCACAAUCAAGUCACUGAAAGAGGAAGGCACCAGCUUCCCAGCUGCACCCUCACAGGGAUCCAGUGCAAAGGUCAGCUCUCCUGCUGCAAGCAAAGUCUGUGAUGAUGAAGACCUAGCCAAAGCCAUCGAGCUGUCUUUGCAGGAACAGAAGCAGCAGGGAGAAAUGCGACCCCUGGCCUUGUCCUCUGAGCCCCUAAACUACACCAACACUGUUGGGGUGCAGGAAGCCAAGAAAGUGCGAGCAAUCUAUGAUUUUGAAGCAGCUGAGGAUAAUGAGUUGACCUUUAAAGCUGGAGAACUUGUUCUGGUUCUGGAUGACAGUGACCCAAACUGGUGGAAAGGAGAAAACCACAGAGGUGUUGGGCUGUUUCCUUCAAACUUUGUUACAACCAAUCUGAAUGCUGAGCCAGAGAUAGGGGCUUAUGUUGAAAAAGUAGUUAGUCCUGAAGAGAGAAACCUUGAACCCAAUGAGGAGCCAGAGCCUGUUUUCAUCGAUGAGGGGAAAAUGGAUCGAACUCUGGCAUUACUACAGAAUGCAGACCCUGCAGAUCCGACUCCAGACUCCUCAGAGCUGAUCCAGCUGGAGGGUGCAUGUGAGCAGAUGAACCCAAUGAUUGACGAGAAGUUACAGGAGAUAGACAGGAAGCACUCAGAAGUGUCAGAGUUGAAUGUAAAACUUAUGGAGGCUCUGGAACUGUACAACAAGCUGAUGAAUGAGGCUCCCUUCUACUCUGCCUACUCCAAGAUGCAGACGCAGUAUACUGCAUCUGGUGCAGCUGUACCCAUACAGAGCUACCUCGGACAGACCGGCACAACCUACCUCCCUCCAGCAAUCCAACAGUUGCCUUCUGUUCAGCCCUACAGUCUGCCCAGUGACCAGCCUGGACCCUUGCAUUCACUACCCCCCAACAUUUCUGCAUCAUCCAGUAGCCAGGCUUCCCAGCCUACCUAUAUCAGCAGUGGCAUGAAUGCUCAGUAUAUCAACCAAGCUGCUGGAGCCCCUUACCCACAGGCGGGUGUGGCCAUGGACAUGUCGACCUAUCACAACUCCAACAUGCCUCCUGUGUCAUAUCCGAUGGUUGCUCCCUCUCAGUCGGCACCUCAGCAGCAGCCAGCGUAUUAUCAGCAGCCUCUUCUGUAAAAGUGAACAACCGCAAAAGAUACAUCUCCUAAAUGUUUCACUUUGUUGUGGUGUGUUCAUUUGUAUUACUGUGUGUGUGAUUAUUGUGCCUGGCAAACCGAACUGACCACACCUGGAUAAAAUGACAUGAUAGGGGUUUGUCCAUAAUCCAGGUCUUUUGUGUAGUUGAGUCUGGACAGUGUGUUCAUAUCCUCUGUUACUGUGUGUAGGGAUAAUCAUAGCUGCAGCUGCAGGGGCCUUUAUCCUGAACAUUUCUUUUUCCUGGCUGACAUGAAGAAGCUGCUGAUGUUCUCUCGUGCAGUCACAAACCAACACAGAAGAAUGGCCGGGCACACGCAGCAAUGCAGGGUUCACAUAGAGAAAUUGUCUAAUUCUGAAGACAUUCGCAUUUUAAGAUUUAAAUGCAUGACUUUACUGCUGUUGCGCUUCUGCUGCUUUGAGUGUUUUUAAGUUAUUGGAAGGCCUUUUGUCUUGCAGGUUGAAGAGGCUUAAGACUCCACUGCAGUCACUUUGCAGUUUUCUCAAACUCUGUUGUAUGCUUUACCUUCACUACUGCAGUUUUGUGAAAAAAGUGGCGCAGCUUCACUAAAAUUUCCAUAACAAUUGUUCAUUUUGUGAUAAAACCAUAGAACUAGCUAAUAGGAUUAAGAAAUGGAAUAGUUUUGACUGUGUUGAAUGCUUGGUGUCCAAAGUAAAGGUCAAACAGGUUCAACUUCCAUUGGAUUCUAUGACAUAUGUUACCCCAUAACAUCA
Messenger RNA from Thalassophryne amazonica, 2412 nucleotides. It is a transcript of the gene stam2, whose product is annotated as signal transducing adaptor molecule (SH3 domain and ITAM motif) 2. The transcript has 14 exons. Gene Ontology annotation, molecular function: ubiquitin binding; phosphatidylinositol binding. Gene Ontology annotation, cellular component: endocytic vesicle. The coding region runs from base 130 to 1659 and encodes 509 amino acids. The record is from RefSeq and is a predicted model, not a curated record. Gene Ontology annotation, biological process: signal transduction. Lineage: Eukaryota; Metazoa; Chordata; Actinopteri; Batrachoidiformes; Batrachoididae.